Saccharomyces mikatae IFO 1815 is the source of this 3366-nucleotide messenger RNA. RefSeq names its product endo-1,3(4)-beta-glucanase (gene DSE4). Gene Ontology annotation, molecular function: endo-1,3(4)-beta-glucanase activity; glucan endo-1,3-beta-D-glucosidase activity. Gene Ontology annotation, cellular component: cell surface. The transcript has a single exon. The record is from RefSeq and is a predicted model, not a curated record. Lineage: Eukaryota; Fungi; Ascomycota; Saccharomycetes; Saccharomycetales; Saccharomycetaceae. Bases 1 to 3366 code for a protein of 1121 amino acids.
AUGCAGUUAUAUCUGUCACUCAUUUUUUUGUUAAGUUUUGUCAAAUGUUCAUACGUAAGUCUCAUAUCGAAUAAUGCCAAUAAAAUACUAGAGACAGAUGUCAUUGAGACUCUGUCAUAUUCAACAGUGACGGUCGGUGAACCAUACGUGGCGCACUCGGUAGUAGUGACAAGAAUAUCCGCAUCUUCCCAAGACCCUCCAACAAUUUCGCCAAAGAAAGAGGUAAAAACAUCUCCAACAAUCUCACAAAGUGGGGACUCUACAUCAAAAACAGUAAUUCAGGGUUCAUCCUUGACAUAUGAUCGCGCCAGCAAAUCAUCCAAAACAUCGAGAACAGGCCAUGCCGUAACUGGUUCGAGCAUUAUCAUAGAUGACUUGACAACUAAAAGUCCUGUAGAAAGUUCGAGUUCGGUUUCUGAUAUUGAUAUAACCUCUGCUACUUCUACUGCUCCAACAAUGCGUAAAAUUACUACUUUACUAUCUCAAACUGCCACCACAUCGACAUCAACUCUGUUUUCUUCUUCUUUGUCUAUCUCAGGGACAAAGCUAAAUGGUACUUUAUUAACUUCUAUCUCGGUAGGUUCAAUUGAUCCAUUGGUAACUCAAAUGCCUUCCUAUUCAUUUCAAGAAACAAAAAUUGUUCCUUCUUCAUUAACUUCCAAUAAAACAAUAUACACGAUCUCAGUUAGCACAAACUCAGCUACAGUUACUGGUAAAGAUAAAUCUUCUAUCGCUUCAUCACAUCCUUCCUCAAACAUAUUCUAUCCAUCAAACUCAACUCACGGUUUAGUCCACUCACUAGCGUCUUCAACUGUGAGCUCCAACUACUUAUCAAGUAAGACACCAAUUACUCUUACUCCAUUAGCAUCAUCAUCAUUGUCCGCGACAGUAGAUCCAAUCUACUCAUCUAAUGCAACAGAGAGCAUUCUUUUUUCAUCAUCAUCAUCAUCACUAACCUCGACCGUUAGUCCAGUCUACCCAUCCAAUGCAACGCGAAGCACUCUUUCUCCAUCACUAUCGUCCAUGAUAGUUUCUUCUUUCUCAACAACAUCUUCGACAUUGGACACCAUUUACGUCUCUUCUUCAACGCAAGCCACCGUCUCUUCAUCAUCAUCUUCAGAGCAGACAAACACUUUCUCAUCUUCUUUAUCAACCCAGACUAUCAGCACAGCUAGCACAACAGAAAACGCCGCAACUACAACUAUUGUUAAUCUUUUCAAUGCUGUUUCGACAGAUGAACCCCCAACUGUUUUUGGAAGAUCUCCAAAUCCGAUGUCAUUAGCUGACGGGGUCUCAAACAACGGACCCAUUCAAACAAACAAGUUUUACACGAAUUUGAUUGUCGGAAGUCAAGAAUCUCCCGCAUUUGUAUAUCCUUAUUCACUGUGGAAAUACACUUCCUCGGAUGCUUAUGGGUUUGCUGUUCAACACACAACAGUAGACCAAUAUUCUUACAGUAAUUACGACAGUUCUGGUAGCUCAGAAUAUUUGGUUAAUCCCUUAGGAGUUGCUCAUGUUGUUUUCUCAGCUUCGAAUUUUGAUUCAAGUAUGACUAUGCAGGUCGAUGAAAUGACGCUGUCUUCAACAAGGGUCGUACUUUCAGAAUCUUAUGAUUCAUCAAACUAUCUGGAAAUUCCUUUGGUCCAAGGUAUGGGAUUUGCAACUGGGAUAUAUCAUGGCUCUUUGAAUGCCAAAAUUGGCUCUAGUGUCGGGUUCAAUACCGUUGUCUCUGAGUCAUCCAGUAACUUAGCUCAAGGUAUUCUCAAAUACCGCAUUAGUUUAUUGAAUGGGGUUACUUGGUUAUGUUACGUGAUAGGUCCAGACGAUUUAACCUCAACGGGCUUUUCAUUACAGGUGAGCUCAGAAUAUGAAAUUGAAGCAAGUGCAAGUAUUGAUGGUAUCAUCAUUCAAUUAGCCGUUGCACCUUCUGAAGCGGAUUACGAAGUCUUCUAUGAUCAGGCCGCUGGCAUGUAUGUUACUGAUUUCAAAGUACGAGGUGUUUCUGACGGCUCCACAGCUACUUAUGAAUUUUCUUAUACCACUCAAGGCCAAUCGGCAUCAGGCAGCACAAUGAUUUUUGCUCUGCCCCAUCAUGAAUCUUCGUUUAGUGACGUGAUGCAAAAUUACUAUACCGGUAUUCAACUUGCUUCCACGACCAAGGGUCUAAUGAACGGUUACUUAACGACAAGCCUCCAAUUUUCCACAUCGUUGAACAGACAAGUAUCAUGGCUGCCAUGGUCUUCUCAACUUGGCUCUACUCCACUAGAGUAUUCUGCAGAACAGCUGCAAUUAUUAGCUGAAGUCGCAAAUUCUGAGUUACAGGUCAGUAUUUCCGAAAGCAUUAGUGGGUUGAAUACGUAUUAUUUGGGUAAAGUGCUUGAUAAGUAUUCCUACAUCCUUUUAACAGUGUCCGAAAUCAUUCAGGAUGAAGCCACCACUAAGAGUACUCUGGAAAACAUCAAAUCGGCCUUUGAAGUCCUGCUUCAGAAUGAACAAACAUAUCCCCUCAUGUACGACACAAAAUUCAACGGUCUAGUCAGUUCAGGAGACUGGGCUUCAACUAGCACGCAGUACGAUUUUGGUAACACCUACUACAACGAUCAUCAUUUCCAUUAUGGUUACAUUGUUCACGCAGCUGCUGUCAUCGGCUAUGUCGACUCUAAAUUGAACGGUACCUGGGCCACUGACAAUAAAGAUUGGGUAAACUCAUUAGUUAGAGACGUUGCCAAUCCAUCUGAAAAGGACCAGUACUUUGCACAAUCAAGAAUGUUCGAUUGGUUCAACGGCCAUUCCUGGGCUGCUGGACUCUAUGAAAACGGUAACGGUAAAAAUGAAGAGAGCAGUAGCGAAGACUACAAUUUUGCCUACGGCAUGAAGCUAUGGGGGGCAACUAUUGGUGACCUGUCAAUGGAACUGAGAGGUGACCUAAUGAUUAGUAUAAUGAAGGAUUCUAUGAACGAUUAUUUCUAUUACCAGGAUGACAAUAAAGUCGAACCUAAAGAAAUUAUAGGGAAUAAAGUGAGCGGUAUUUUAUUUGACAACAUUAUUGAUUAUACCACCUACUUCGGAACAAACACAGAGUACAUUCACGGCAUCCAUAUGUUGCCUAUCACACCAGUUUCUUCUAACAUUCGUUCAGUAACUUUCGCUGAAGAAGAAUGGCAGACAAAAAUCGAGCCAAUCAUCGGAUCAAUUGAAAGUGGCUGGACAGGUAUACUGAAACUGAAUCAAGCGCUAUUUGAUCCAACGGAUUCGUAUGCUUUUUUCAGCGAUUCGGACUUUGAUUCAACCACAUACCUCGAUAAUGGUAUGAGUCGCACAUGGGCAUUAGCAUUUUCAGGGGGACUGGCAAACUCUAUUGCUUAG